Molecule: messenger RNA, 585 nt
Organism: Anisakis simplex (herring worm)
Lineage: Eukaryota; Metazoa; Nematoda; Chromadorea; Rhabditida; Anisakidae
Source: the annotation of a GenBank genome assembly
AUGAUAACAUGUAAGACAAUAACCACGGCAGCAGGAGGCAGUGUUCACAAGAAUCAGGCAGUAUGGCUAAGCACUGGCAAUGGCUAUUCAGUACCGGCAGUUGUGGUUGAAAGUGAACCAGUAAUGAUUCGCUUACUGCAAUCGAAUCAUGUAAUGCAAAUUGAUAAUGUGGCUCGAUUAUGCGCACGUAAGAAGUUCAAUGUUAAUGUGGAGGAUCUUGUGGAGAUUUGUGAUAACUGUGAAUCAGCAUUAUUAUACUCACUGCAGAAACGUUUCGAGAAUAAACGAAUCUACACAAAAGCUGGUGAUGUGAUGAUAGCACUGAAUCCAUAUGAGCAUUUAUCGAUAUACGACGAUUCUGUGAUCAGUUUAUAUCGCGAUCAGCAGAUCAACGCAUUGCCUGCGCAUAUAUUCUCGAUUGCUGAACGAGCUGUAUGCAAUGCAAAGAAUAGAUCCAAGAACGAAAUGAUCUGCUUUAGCGGUGAAUCAGGCUCAGGCAAAACUGAGAAUCUGUUGCAAGCAGCACGGUAUAUUGUGAAGGCGAGUAAGAAGCGGACGAUUACACCGGAACAAGUAAAAAAAUAA